This is a messenger RNA of Papaver somniferum (opium poppy), 1960 nucleotides long. RefSeq names its product sugar transporter ERD6-like 4. The transcript has 18 exons. The record is from RefSeq and is a predicted model, not a curated record. Bases 177 to 1649 code for a protein of 490 amino acids. Gene Ontology annotation, molecular function: sugar transmembrane transporter activity. Gene Ontology annotation, cellular component: membrane. Gene Ontology annotation, biological process: carbohydrate transport; transmembrane transport. NCBI's taxonomy places the organism in Eukaryota, Viridiplantae, Streptophyta, Magnoliopsida, Ranunculales, Papaveraceae.
UCAAAUCCUCAGACUCUUCUUCUUCUUCUUUUCUAUAGUUUCAAAUCUCUGUUAAUGUGAUGAUGAUUUUCCAUUUUCAUGAAAGAUCACGUUAAACCCUAACUAUUCAAUUCUAUUGAGGAAUAGGAAUUCGUUUCAAAUAAUUGUUAUUAGUUUUCUCUGAAAUUAACGAAAAGAUGAGUUUCAGAGAAGAUAGUGAAGAUGGGAAGGAUUUGCGGAAACCAUUUCUACAUACUGGAAGUUGGUAUAGAAUGGGAUCAAGACAAUCUAGUAUGAUGGAGAAAAUUGGAUCCUCCGCGAUGAUGCGUGAUGGUUCAGUUUCUGUUGUUCUUUGUGUUCUUAUUGUUGCUUUAGGUCCAAUUCAGUUUGGUUUCACGGGAGGAUAUUCAUCUCCUACACAAGAUGACAUCAUUCGAGAUCUCGGACUUACAAUUUCAGAGUUUUCGGUUUUUGGUUCUUUAUCAAAUGUGGGUGCUAUGGUUGGAGCUAUUGCUAGUGGUCAGAUUGCCGAGUACAUUGGCAGAAAAGGGUCAUUGAUGAUUGCAUCUAUUCCUAAUAUCAUCGGUUGGCUCGCCAUUUCAUUUGCCAAAGAUUCUUCGUUUUUAUACAUGGGAAGGUUAUUGGAAGGAUUCGGCGUGGGAGUCAUUUCCUACGUGGUGCCAGUUUAUAUAGCAGAGAUAGCCCCUCAGGAUAUGAGAGGUAGUCUUGGAUCAGUCAAUCAGCUUUCUGUCACAAUCGGAAUCAUGUUGGCUUAUAUCUUGGGAUUAUUUGUUGAAUGGAGAGUGCUGGCAGUUAUGGGAAUAAUUCCUUGUACAAUCUUAAUCCCAGCGCUAUUUUUCAUCCCCGAGUCCCCUCGUUGGCUGGCAAAAAUGGGAAUGACGGAAGACUUCGAAGCAUCUUUACAAGUUUUGCGGGGAUGGGAUACUGACAUUACUCUUGAAGUGAAUGAAAUUAAGAGGUCUGUACAAACAUCAUCAACUCGAAGAACUGCAAUCCGCUUCUCUGAUCUCAAGCAAAGAAGAUAUUGGUUCCCACUCAUGGUAGGAAUUGGGUUACUUGUGCUUCAGCAGCUAAGUGGAAUAAAUGGCAUUCUGUUCUACUCCAGUAAUAUUUUCAAAGCUGCUGGGGUCUCAUCAAGUAAUGUGGCAACUUGUGGACUUGGAGCCGUUCAGGUUAUUGCAACUGGAGUUACUACUUGGUUGGUGGAUAAAGCUGGUCGUCGGCUUCUUCUAAUUGUGUCCUCAUCUGGAAUGACUGCCAGUCUUCUCCUUGUCUCAGUUGCAUUCUAUUUGAAGGAAGUCAUAGACAAGGAUUCUCAUUUCUAUAGCAUUUUGGGCAUAUUGUCACUCGUUGGACUCGUGGCCUUUGUUAUUUCAUUUUCGCUAGGAGUGGGAGCAAUUCCAUGGGUUAUAAUGUCUGAGAUUCUUCCAGUGAAUAUUAAGAGUCUUGCUGGUAGUAUUGCAACACUGGCCAAUUGGCUCACAUCUUGGGUGAUCACAAUGACUGCGAACUUGCUUCUGAACUGGAGUAAUGGAGGAACCUUCACCCUUUACACCAUUGUGAGUGCUUUCACAGUGGCAUUUGUGGCACUAUGGGUGCCUGAGACAAAGGGGAGAACACUAGAAGAAAUUCAAUGGUCCUUCAGAUAAAUAUUCUUUUGGUUAUGGGGGAAGUCUUCAGAGAUAUUCUUAUUUCGCGGCGUCGUCCUUUCUUGCAUAUAAACUGUUCGGAAAUUUUUAUCUCCACCAUUUGUUGAGUUUCACCAGCUCUAUUUCGUGUCUUAAUUUUCGUCUUGUUCUAUUUUUUGUCUUACAUUUUAAGUUUCAUAUUGUAUGUUAAAAAAGUUUUUAACAAUGGGUUCCUCUUAUUCUUCAAAAUGUUGACGGCAAAGAAAUUAUGUAUACAGGCAUUUUCAGUGCACAUAUGAAUCAUUUUAUCGACCUCAUGUUCUCGAGGCCUC